AUGGCCAAGAAAACCAUCGUGGUCGUCGGCGCCACCGGCCAACAAGGCGGCUCUGUCAUAACCGCCAUCCGCGCAUCUCCCACCCUUAGCAAGCAAUACACCAUCAAAGGAACAACCCGAGAUCUCACCAAACCCGCAGCACAAGACCUCAUAAAGAAGGGCAUCGAGAUAGUCCCCGCCGACAUAAACGACCCGUCCUCCCUCCGCGCCGCCUUCAGCGGCGCAUCCAUCGUCUUUGCCAACAGCAUCACAAUCUACGACGGACACACGCUGAAGCACGAAAUACAGCAAGGCCGCGCCAUGGCCGAUGCUGCCGUCGCCGCAGGCGUCCCGGCAAUAAUCUACUCGACUCUCCCGCACGCCGGGAACAUCUCGAACGGGGAGUUAAAGGCUAUGGGCCACUUUGACGGGAAGGCCGAGGUUGAGGCGUAUAUUCGGACCCUGCCGAUCCGCUCUGCGUUUGUGGCGCCGGGCAGCUUCAUGAGUAACUUUUUUGACAGUAUGGCGCCGCGUCCGGACUAUACUGAGGAGGGGGCGUAUGUGAUUGCCAUGCCUGUUCCAGCCGAGACAAAGUUACCGCUCAUUGAUACGGCUGGGGAUCUGGGGAAGUGGGUUGCUGCUAUCUUGGAGGACUUUGAUCAGUUUGAGGGGAAGGUUUUAUGCUGCGCGACAAGGCUCUACUCUUUCAGCGAGAUCGUGGAGAUUUUGUCCCGCUUGUCCGGGAAGAAGAUUGUUUAUAGGCAGGUUCCUGUUGAUGUCUGGAAGGGGUUUCUGCCGCCGCUUAUGGCGGAGCAUAUUGCGGAUAUGAUAAGGUUCUUUUAUGAGUUUGGGUAUUUUGGGGAGGACACCGAGGGGAAAGUCGCUUGGAGUGCGGAGAUGGCGGGGGUUGAUGGGAGACUGACGACGCUGGAGGAGUUUAUUGGAAGGAAUCCGUUGAAGCUAUAG
Aspergillus mulundensis is the source of this 945-nucleotide messenger RNA. RefSeq names its product NmrA/HSCARG family protein. The transcript has a single exon. The record is from RefSeq and is a predicted model, not a curated record. NCBI's taxonomy places the organism in Eukaryota, Fungi, Ascomycota, Eurotiomycetes, Eurotiales, Aspergillaceae. The coding region runs from base 1 to 945 and encodes 314 amino acids.